This is a messenger RNA of Megalops cyprinoides (Indo-Pacific tarpon), 2222 nucleotides long. RefSeq names its product zinc finger and BTB domain-containing protein 37-like. The record is from RefSeq and is a predicted model, not a curated record. Bases 642 to 2222 code for a protein of 526 amino acids. Gene Ontology annotation, molecular function: RNA polymerase II cis-regulatory region sequence-specific DNA binding; DNA-binding transcription factor activity, RNA polymerase II-specific; protein binding. Lineage: Eukaryota; Metazoa; Chordata; Actinopteri; Elopiformes; Megalopidae. The transcript is spliced from 4 exons. Gene Ontology annotation, biological process: regulation of transcription by RNA polymerase II.
CCCUGUCUGUAUCGCUUUCUCUCUAUUCCAAAGUCUCUAGAAGAACAGCACUUCCCGAAAACCCACGAUUUUGGCAGCAGUUUGGCCCGCCCCCUGCCAUGGAAGCGUGUGAGCUGCGAAAAGGAAUAGCCGAAACAAUUUUUGAAUAUCUUAAAUAUUUAAACAUGCACGCGAAAUAUAAAUAUGUAUAUUCCAUGAAGCUGUGGUUUCGCGUGGAGCUGAGGCCGGUGUAAGAGGGUUGCAUUCCUUAGAUUUAGCAGACAAAUUUGGAGCCAAAGUAGCCAUCUCGGAGUGACGGGAGUGUGAUCGGGUAUCCGAGGCUUCGACGGAUCACCGUCCUGCACUUCGGCGGUUUGACCGACGAGGGGAGCCCCGGCGCGGCUGCAAUGUCUGGACAUCAUCGGGUGACAGAACACGAAGCUAGCUAACGUUAGCUAACAUAGCCGACAGUAAACAUAAUAAGUGAGAUGACGACAGGUGAUUCACACUGAAUUGUUUUUCCCGUAGUGUCGUAAUGUCGCCGUAUUUGAUGGCUCCCUAGUUUGGCGGCUAAGACUUGAAUCACAAGUUAGCUAGCUGGCUAACUACCCCGGCUCAACUGCUUUCCACCAAUUGACACAGUGUAGCGUGGAGCAGGCAAGAUGGAGCGAUCAGACAGCAUCCAGCUGGACAUCCCGGACUUCAGCAACUCAGUGCUGUCUCACCUGAACCAGCUGCGCAUACAGGGGCGUCUGUGCGACAUUGUGGUCAACGUACAGGGCCAGAGCUUCCGGGCGCACAAGGUGGUGCUGGCGGCCAGCUCGCCGUACUUCCGCGACCACAUGGCCCUGGGCGAGAUGAGCACGGUGUCCAUCGGCGUGAUCCGGAACCCGUCGGUGUUCGAGCAGCUGCUGUCCUUCUGCUACACGGGCCGGCUCUGCCUGCAGCUGGCCGACAUCAUCAGCUACCUCACCGCCGCCAGCUUCCUGCAGAUGCAGCACAUCAUCGACCGCUGCACGCAGAUCCUCGAGGGCAUCCACUUCCGGGUCAGCCUGGCGGAGGUGGAGGCGGAGCUGGACAGGGGCGGGGGGCGGACCCUGGAGCCCGGGAGGGGAGGGGCGGAGGCGGGAGGGCCCCGCCUGCUCAGCCCCCCGAGGAGCGGCUCCAGGGGUGUGGCCGCGCAGAGAGGCGCGGGGGGCGUGGGCUGUAUUCGGGAUCUGAGGGAGGCGCAGGAGGUCAGUCCCUUGAGGGAGUCCGUGAGCCUGCAGAUGGAGGAGCAGGGUGGGGCUGUAUCAGAGCGGGCCAGGGGGGUGGUGGGUGGGGAGCCCCUGCUGCGGAUUAACAGGGCAGGGCAGUGGUACAUGGAGACAGGAAUGGAGGAGGAGCGGGGGGGAGAACCGGGCGUGCUGCGGAUCAAGACGGAGAGGCUGGAGGGGUGGGCGGGGCUGGGGGCGGAGACGCAGGCAUCGGGGGAGGAGGGAAGUAGCACAGAGGAGGUGGUCACCAAGACGACGGAUUCCAGGGGACACAAGGCACAGACACGGGAACGCAUCCGCACGGGGGCAGCGGCAGCCAGGACCGCUCAACCCUCCAGCAGUCUGAGCGAGACAGGCAGGUUUAGCCCAUCAGGCAGUGUUGUGGUGAGAGAGAGACCAAGAGCCAAGAGUGAAAGUCCGGGAGGAGUACACCACCAGAGCCAGCCCGUGUCUCAGGGUGAGGAGCCGGCUGCGUUUGACGUAGGAGGGUACGAGGAGUACCUGCGAGAGCAGGUGGGCGACCGCUGGUUCCGCUACAACCCCCGGCUCACCUGCAUCUACUGCUGCAAGUCCUUCAACCAGAAGGGCAGCCUGGACCGGCACAUGCGGCUGCACAUGGGCAUCACGCCCUUCGCCUGCCGCAUCUGCGGCAAGAAGUACACGCGCAAGGACCAGCUGGAGUACCACAUCCGCAAGCACACGGGCAACCGGCCCUUCCACUGCCACGUGUGCGGCAAGAGCUUCCCCUUCCAGGCCAUCCUCAACCAGCACUUCCGCAAGAACCACCCGGGCUCCGCCCCCAACGAGGGCCCCCACAGUGCCUCCCCCGAGACCACCACCACCACCACCACCACCUCCGUGUCCUCCCGGGGGGUGCACAACGAAGACGAGUCCCCCCCUUACGGUGAGGCUAGGGCCGGCAGGAGGGACGGGGGCUCUUUCGGAGAGGCCGUCCAGCCCUCUGUGUCUACCACAGGUCCGGACUGA